CGUCACUCGCCGAUGCAGUAUAUGAAUGACCGUUGAUUAUAGAAUAAAAGAAAACUUUCAGGUACAUGAGUGGAGGAAGAUGUCUCCUGUGUACACAAUUAAUUGUAGGAGGUGCCAAUAUACAAGUUGAUAAUGUUUUUAUUAAUAAAUCUUGAAAAUGAGCACAGCAAAGAUGGUGGCAGAUUCCACAGUGCCUUCAGACCUUCCAUCAGAGGGGCAAAGGGGGCGAAACUCUUCUGAAAGGAAGCGAAGUAAAAAGCAAAAGAAAAGUAUUUCUAAGGAAGGAACCAAAAAUGUGACAUCAGAGGAUUCAGACUCAGACUUGGACCUGUCUAAGGAUUUGUUCUCCAUUGGUGGUUACAUCAAGGACCGUCCUGAGAUGAUAGAGCAGAUGUUCCGAGCAGUCCGGGGCCCAAGUCUUAGGCGGGCACUACCUGACAUACUUCUGCAUUUAUCACUGGAUGACCUGAAGCAGAAAUGUCUGGAGCAGCUGGAGAUCAUGUCACGGAAGAGGAUACUCCGAAUCUUGGAUGGUCUUACUUGGGACUGGAGUACCACUUUAAGUUUUGACACAUCCACUUUUGAGAUAACAGUGAUAUUCCAGCAGAAAUCUCUAGUUCUGGUUACUGAAGAUAGUUCAGGAGAAGAUAUGGGAGGCGAUGAUGAUGCAGAACCAAAUAGCAGUGCAUCAUCAGAACAAGAUCAGGCAGAAGAGGAAAACAUAGAAGAUGCUGAAGAGGCCAAUGAUAGUGAAGAUGGUAGUGAUGAGGAGGAAGAGUACGAAGAAGCCAGUGAAGAAGGGAUGGAUGAUGAGGCUGAAGAAGAAGAAGAAGAAGAAGAAAUGGACCAAGCUGAAAGUGGAGGUGAAGGCGAAGGAUGUAUUGAAGAAGAUGAGGUUGUGAAUGAAGUGGAAAUGGUGGAGGCUGGAGGGGAAAGUCCUACCUCAGAAAACUGUGAGGAAGGAGCUGCAGAUGAAUCACAAUGUUUGGCUGGCAGCAGUGAGGCAAAGGAAUCACCAGAACCUUCUAUGGAAACUUUUGAGGAGAAAAGUCAACGGGCUCCAGCCUUAACCAAAGAACAAAUGGAAAUUCUGGAGCUUGAAAUGAGAGCUCGAGCAAUUAAAGCAAUGUUGAACAAACAUCCUAAGACUUUGAUACCAAUGUUGCCCAGUAACAAUACCAAGGCGGUGCAAAAGAUUGGUGAAACAGGAAAGUAUGACCUGAGCCAAGAUGUGGAAGGUGAUACAAGAACAUGUAAGUCUUCCAAGGCACAGAAGGAGAGAAGCUCCAAAAAAAAGGCAAGAAUUCCUUCCACAUGUGAUGCCUCUGUACAGCGCAAAGGCAAGACUGCUAAAAGGUCAAAAAGGAAAUCAGCAGAUUCAUACGAUUCCAUUUCAUUGUCACAAGAAACUCCUACAUGUAGUCAUGAACCUGGUGAUUGUAAUGUUGAGCAUGAUGAAGACUCAAAUUCUACUGCCAAUGCCGAUCAUUUGACAGUUGAGGUUGAGCCAGAAGAUGGCGAAGUUGCCUUUGAAGGAGAGGUAAAUGAUGAUGAAGAGAACUCUAACCAAGCUGCCUUGGCAGAAAAAGAGGAAUCAGAAAAUACUGUGGAUUCUUCCACAGUUGCAUAGUGACUUCAAAAUGAUGAUCUAUAUAGAAGUCAGGGUUUUACAUAUGGAUAUAUUGUUUUUAUUCUUCCAACAGGGACUUGUCAGAUUGCCCGGCAACAGGACCUUGAUGUUCUGUAAUUGAUGUCAAAAGUUCCUUUCCCAGCCCUUCAUGAUGAUCUCAUGAUACAUAAAUACAUGUACAGUAUGCCAUUAAAGUAGAAACUGAUA
Messenger RNA from Liolophura sinensis, 1837 nucleotides. Its product is annotated as caspase activity and apoptosis inhibitor 1-like. Bases 158 to 1630 code for a protein of 490 amino acids. NCBI's taxonomy places the organism in Eukaryota, Metazoa, Mollusca, Polyplacophora, Chitonida, Chitonidae. The transcript has 11 exons. The record is from RefSeq and is a predicted model, not a curated record. Gene Ontology annotation, biological process: regulation of apoptotic process.